AUGCAUACUUGGGAGAAUGAAGCUAUUGUUCUAUGUCUGGACUACCCAUCAAUGCAUACUGUAGAGGAUGAAGCCAUUGUUCUAUGUCUGGACUACUCAUCGAUGCAUACUAUGGGUGAUGAAGCCAUUGUUCUAUGUCUGGACUACACGUCAAUGCAUACUGUGGAGGAUAAAAACAUUGUUCUAUGUCUGGACUACUCGUCGAUGCAUACUAUGGGUGAUAAUGCCAUUGUUCCAUGUCUGGACUACUCAACAAUGCAUAAUGUGGAUGAUGAAGCCAUUGUUCUGUAUCUGGAUUUCUCAUCAAUGCAUACUUGGGAGAAUGAAGCCAUUGUUCUAUGUCCGGACUACCCAUCAAUGCAUACUGUGGAGAAUAAAGCCGUUAUUCUAUGUCUGGACUACCCAUCAAUGCAUACUGUAGAGGAUGAAGCCAUUGUUCUAUGUCUGGACAACUCAUCGAUGUACACAGUUGAGCAUGAAACUAUUGUUCUAUGUCUGGACUACUCAUCAAUGUAUACUGUGGAGGAUGAUCUCAUUGUUCUAUGUCCGGACUACCCAUCAAUGUAUACUAUGGAGGAUGAAGCCAUUGUUCUAUGUCUGGACUACUCAUCGAUGCAUACUAUGGGUGAUGAAGCCAUUGUUCUAUGUCUGGACUACUCGUCAAUGCAUACUGUGGAGGAUGAAGACAUUGUUCUAUGUCCGGAUCACUCAUCGAUGCAUACUAUGGAGGAUGAACCCAUUGUUCUAUGUCUGGACUACUCAUCAAUGUAUACUGUGGAGGAUGAACCAAUUGUUCUAUGUCUGGACUACUCAUCGAUGCUCACUGUGGAUGAUAAAGCAACUGUUCUAUGUCUGGACUACUCAUCAAUGCAUACUGUGGAUGAUGAAGUCAUCGUUCUAUAUCUGGACUACUCAUCGAUGCAUACUGUGAAUGAUAAAGUCAUUCCUCUAUGUCUGGACUGCUCAUCAAUGUAUACUGUGGAUGAUGAAACUAUUGCUCUGUAUCUGGACUAUUCAUCAAUGCACACUCUGCAGGUUGAAGAAUUUUCAAGUUAUAAAAUCCUAAUGCUAUCUUCAAAUUGCUAA
Molecule: messenger RNA, 1086 nt
Organism: Saccoglossus kowalevskii
Lineage: Eukaryota; Metazoa; Hemichordata; Enteropneusta; Harrimaniidae
Source: RefSeq, a predicted model, not a curated record